ACGCGGCCAGGAGGCUGGCCCUUUCUCUAGCUACUCGAAUACCACGUGGUUUCCUCACUGCAAACAAAAAAAUAGUGAAUUCGAGUCGGUUUAGAGGCGGUGCCAUCGCCAGGCAGAAGGAUCUGUGACAGUGCAGAGUACAACUCGAGGUUGAGGGGCAGAGAGAGGAAAACAUUUCUCCCGAUCCCGCCAUACUUCUACCACUAUUCCACCAUAACCACCAUCAAAUUAAUUCAAAUUGAUCAAUUUCUACAUUGUGCGAUACAUUCGCUUGCGUUGCUGCAGUCAAGGUUUCUCCACUUCAGUAUUGGACUUAAUCAGACUACAUCACCAUUACUUUCAACUUUUUCCUCUUUCUUUAGUUUUACUUUGAAAAUAAAUGUCUUCCGUUUUCUUUUACUGCUUGUGGACAUUUGCAAGUGUUUUCAACCUGUGAUCAUCCUGGGUAGAUCUAUCUUGUUGCGUUUUCAAAUAAAAAAAAGUUUUGUUGCUCUGAUUUUUUCAUUUCAAUUGGAGGACCUCUAUUUUUCAACAUGAACAAGCUAUACAUUGGAAAUCUCAAUGAAAACGUGACUGCGGAGGACUUGGUUAAAACCUUUGAUGACAACAAGAUUCCAUACUCUGGGCAGUUUCUUAUGAAAACUGGCUACGCGUUUGUUGAUUGUCCGGACGACCAAUGGGCUAUGAAAGCCAUUGAAGCAUUUUCUGGUAAAGUGGAGCUCCAUGGGAAACAUAUUGAGGUCGAACACUCUGUCCCUAAGAAGCAAAGGACCAGGAAACUCCAGAUCAGAAACAUUCCUCCGCACCUGCAGUGGGAGGUGCUGGAUGGUCUGCUGGCCCAAUAUGGAACCGUUGAGAACUGCGAACAAGUGAACACAGACAGUGAGACUGCGGUGGUCAACGUCACAUAUGGAACUCGGGAACAUGCCAGACAGGCAAUCCAGAAGCUGAACGGCUACGAGUUUGAGAACAAUUCCUUGCGUGUCUCCUACAUCCCAGAUGAGACGUCUGAUGUCGACUCCCAACACGGCCCAGACAAUAGUCGUCGCCCCAGUUACGGGCCCCGAGGAACCCGUGGCGGUUCCCCGGGCUCAGGCAUGCCCUCAAAACACCAGCACGCUGACAUCCCCCUCCGACUCCUGGUGCCCACCCAAUACGUGGGGGCCAUCAUCGGCAAGGAGGGUGCCACCAUCCGCAACAUCACCAAACAAACCCAGAGCAAAAUCGACGUCCAUCGCAAAGAGAAUGCCGGCGCAGCUGAGAAGCCAAUCAGCAUCCACUCCACCCCUGAGGGCUGCUCCUCUGCCUGCCGUAUGAUCCUGGACAUCAUGCAACAGGAGGCUAAGGACACAAAGACUGCCGAAGAAGUACCCCUGAAGAUCCUGUCUCACAAUAACUUUGUAGGCCGACUGAUCGGCAAGGAGGGGCGCAACCUGAAGAAAGUGGAGCAGGACACCGACACCAAGAUCACAAUCUCCCCACUCCAGGACCUGACUGUGUACAACCCAGAGAGGACCAUCACAGUGAAGGGACCCAUCGAGGCCUGUUGUCUGGCCGAGACAGAGAUCAUGAAGAAAGUGCGUGAGGCCUAUGACAAUGACAUGGCCGCCAUGAAUCAACAGACUCAUCUGAUUCCCGGACUGAACCUUGGAGCGCUUGGACUUUUCCCCCCUUCCGGUUCAAUGCCCCCUCCCCCAUCAGGCAACUCUGCAUCCCCCUACGGCUCUUUUGGGGCCCCUGAGCAGGAGACAGUCCAUGUGUACAUCCCUGCCCAGGCGGUAGGAGCUAUUAUUGGCAAGAAGGGACAGCAUAUAAAACAGCUGAGCCGCUUCGCUGGAGCAUCAAUCAAGAUUGCCCCAGCUGAGGCUCCUGACUCCAAGAUGCGAAUGGUCAUUGUAACUGGCCCACCUGAGGCCCAGUUCAAGGCUCAGGGCAGGAUUUAUGGCAAACUGAAGGAGGAAAACUUCUUUGGGCUAAAGGAGGAAGUGAAGCUGGAGACACACAUCAAGGUAGCCGCUGCCGCUGCCGGCCGAGUCAUCGGAAAAGGCGGAAAGACGGUGAAUGAGCUUCAGAACCUCACUGCAGCUGAGGUAGUGGUCCCUCGCGAACAGACCCCAGACGAGAAUGACCAGGUUAUUGUCAAGAUCAUCGGCCACUUCUACGCAAGCCAGUUGGCCCAAAGGAAGAUCAGGGACAUUCUUACACAGGUCAGGCAGCAGCAGAAGGGAGGCAUGGGGGAGCGCCAGGGGGAGCGCCAGGGGGAGCGCCAGGGGCCACACCCCAGCCAGGUCUUGUCUGAGAUGGGGCCCUCCCAGGGACUGGCACAGGAGCCCCGGCCUCAGAGAAAGUGACGGGGCAGAGGGACCUUACCGGACGGACAGACAGAAAAACGGAUGGAGGAUAGAUGAACAGACGGAUAAAAGAGAGCGACACACGGACCCAGCGAUAGACAGGGAGAGAUGCGAGUCAAACUGAGUCAGAGAGAGGAAACGCCUGAGAGAUGACAAAGUUUAGAGAGGAUAAAAAGAGAGGAAAAGUAAACUUAGAGAAACAGAGACCAGAUGCCAGGCCAGAGCGACUGACUAGGAAUGGUGAGUUGUUUGGAGGAUGUGGCAGGUAGAGGCCUCCUUUUGUGUUUCAGAGAGGGUCUCUCUCACACCAAUGGGGGGCAUUUGGUUCUCCUCAUAUGGAGAGUGACUACUCUCCCUGAUCACACUUGGAUGGGCCAGCCUACUUGAUACUAAACCCACACUGAGCUGUUAACCAUCUCCAGCCAGUCCGAUAUUUUAAGGGUGUUUUUUUUUAAGAUAAAGAUAUAUGUAUAGAAAUGUUUAUUCAGAGGUAUUAUUAAUAGAAUGCAGUGAUCGGGAGCCGGGAGAGGGGGCCGGGAAGCCAUUGCAGUGGGGGCGGGGUCAUGGAUUAGGUGACCGUUCGUCAGCCAAUGAAAGUUCAGCAGAGGGGCCGCAGUUGUUAACACUGCUCUUUGACUCCUUCGUAGAAAACUACAAAGAAAAAAAUAAAAUAUGAGGUUGUAAAUAGAAUCUUCAUGAAAUGUAAUGAAAUGCUGCCCUCGAUCGCCUUGCCUUUUGGGGUCGCCUCGAGACUCAGGUCUGCCUCGUUUCCGAGGCACUGUUUGUUCCUGAGGUCCCGAUAGGCGUCUGGUGGUCAGAGCAGUGAGAGAUCAGUAAGUGCGUGGAGGCCGCGGCUAGUCCUGCAGUUCUAUUGCAGAGGCUUAGCUCCGAGACGCGGACGAGAACAACCGUUAACUAGCUAGCCAUGCUCGCUGGCGAGCGGCCCACGCCUAAACGGCAUAUUUUAUAUAUAUUAUAUAUAUAUGAUAUGUGAGUUAACCCGGUCCCUCGGGAGAAUGAAUUGAGGGCAAGGAGAAAUACUGUGGACAGUUGAGCCAGAUAUGUAGCAGUCCUGCAAUGACUGACAGACAAGAGGUCUUAUUUGAUUUUGCUCAUUGCCUUUUUCAUGCUCAGACCCAAUUUAGACCAAAACUGGUUCUUUGGAAUCCCCUGUGUGUUCUGGAUUUUGUUUUAUUGGAUCUACGAAAACAUUAAAAACUAAAUCCAUUGGUUAAUUUGAUACCAAGCAGGAUUGAACCCAUACUUACUGUGGUCACAAACGAGUUAGGAGACCAGAUGGAAUCAAAAACAGUACACACAGUGGUCUUUGAGGACCACGACUGCAUGGGUCAGGUGAGUUGAUCCACAGUCCUUUCCUCUAGAUGGAAAGGUAAUAACAGUUAGUGGGGAAUGGCUUCUUCUCGCUCUCUCUCCCCUCCGCUGAAGGCCUGCUGGUGACGCUUCCAGACCCCACCUAAUGAAGGAGGGGUAGAAGCAUGGGGCGCUCUCACCGUUACUAGAAAAGAUUAGAUAAAAUGAAAUAAAAAAUAAAAACCUACCUCAGGGUAUUGUUACCUCAGUAUUCCUAACUUCUUUUUUUUGCUUGCUGGUGUUUUAUAUAAAGCUGAUAGUCCUGAAUAUUUUUUAUUUUUUUAAGGAAAGAAAAAUACUUUUUUUAGGUUUUGUCUUGUUGCUUUGGUUAUUUUUUUCUGUUUUUUUUUGUGUGACUUUUAUUUUGAAAAUCAGAAUGACCCAGAGGUGAUGCCCCAGAAGAAAAAGUGAAAUCAGCCAACAAUGGCCAGGUGAUAUAGGACCAUGUCAUGUGUUGUCAUGCCUGCUUUGGGGGCAGCCUCUGGCUCUUCUGAAGUAUGAUUGGAGCAUUCGGUCUUUAAAAUCAGAGUAUUGGCCAAUGGGGAAUGGCGCUGUUAGUCAAGAGGGUCUCUGGGCACAUUUUGGUCCAUACCAGACCAUGGGUGUGGGUUAUGAUCAGGUCCCGGUAAUUAUGUUUUUGACAUGGUCAAAAGGUUAUUUAUGAUUAUAUAUGUUUGUCAUACAAGCUAUAAUUUGUUAUACUGCUGAACUAGAAUACUGACAGCAUGACAGGACAGGUUUUUGAGGCAGAAUUCCCAUGAUAUGACUAUGACCACUGUGUAUCCGAGGCCCUCUUGUCUGUUUAAUGAUGACAUCAGCUUAAUGCGCAGAAUGUUUACUUACAUGUUGCAGUCCAUCUUUAGUGCUGUGCCAGAGAAAUGUUGAUGUAAGACUGAAGGGCGUUCAAUCUGUCCCCUUACUCUGAAAACACUGAAUGUGAAUAUUUAUUAGCUCUGUGCACUGACCAAUAAGCCUCAGCCCUCCCCAUUUCUCAUGAUCUUGAUCUGUGAAUGUGAUCGUGUGUGGGUUUGGGUGUUAGUGUUUUUUUUUGUUUAUUGGUUUUAAGUGUUAAAUUUUUUUGUGGGGGAAGUGGUGGGGUGUAAAAAAAGCAGAAAAAAGUAGAAAGAGAACCUAUGGACUCGUUUGUCUUUCAACAAACAGAGGGGUGUUCAAAAACCUUUUAAAAAUGGGAGCAAAAAACAAGGAAGUUGAAAGAAAUGCAUAAAAUAAAUAGAUUCAACCUGUUCAUAAGAUGUAAAAGGAAACCGAUCACCAGACUUUUGUAUUUUUUGAAAUAACUAUGGGGGAAAAAUGAUGAAGAAAUGAUGGAAAAGCCGAAGAGUAAAAAGUUCCAGGUCACUGAUUGACACUGCCAGAUAGCAUCAUUUCCAUAGCCUGAGCUACUCACUAACCACAUCCAGUAGACGGGCCAGCGGCUUUGAAACAUACUUUCUUACCAUCGACAGGUGAAAGUCUAUUCUACUGUUUAUGCUUCCAUUUUUUUUUCAAGAGACGGCAACUUCUUGUUUUGCCAUGGCAAGAGCUGACUUCACAUGUUUAGAGGUCUCCUUGGCAACGAGCAUAUGACUCCAUGUCAUGUGGGGUACAAAUGCUCCUCAGAAGUUUCAGUCUCUUUCCGACCCAUAGAGCUCUGUUCACAAACACCAAGACACACUAUUUUGGAUUAUUCAGACUGCAGCCAUUUUUUUUGUAUAUUUUUUUUUUUGUAUACAGCAAGCUUUAUUUGGACAUGACAUCUGGUUAAAUACUGUUACACUAAUUGAAUAAUGUAAACAACUAAAUAUUGAAAUGACAGAGAACCUCCAGGGCUUUUUAAAACUUGAUGCAAUUUAGUAACGGAGGCGUAGAAGAGUGACAGGAGAUGGGCCAAUCUUUUGUGGAAAGCGGGGGAGGGACUAUUAUCUACUAUGUCAGAGACUGACAUACAAAUAGCGUACCCUUGUUUGACGUACAAGAAUUGCCUAUUUAUGUUAGGUCACUGGAAAUGCAACUGUAUACCAUAUAGUCCAGUCAAAGUAGACUUAACAUCACACACGUAACCUCCUCCCCUCUAGUCUUCUUUCACUAUCUCACCACCCUGGUUUAAGAUCCUUCUACUCACACUCUCUUACUACCAGGAUUUUAUUUGUACUUUUCUGUACUUCACAGGACUAGGAGGACCUUUUUAAAAAAUCGUUUCAUUUUGGGGAGUUGAGGGGAACUACGGAGUCCUCCACCCUCUCUUACGCUGGCCUCGAUUGUGUUCGUUUUCUCACUUCUGUUCAGAUGUUUCUAGUUUUAUUACAUAUACUUUUUUCAAUUUGUUUCCGUUGCUUUAGUUUGGAAAAAUUGCUGAUUACAUUUUUUUCUGAUCAUAUUUUUUAAUGCACAGAUCUCUUAAACAGCUACUAAAUAAAUACAAAAUGCUAACAUGUAACGCAUUACAUGAUGUAAGUAAUAACUGUGCCAAACACAAGUUUUUAUACUCAAAAAGAGAAAGAAUAAGAAUUUGGUUCUAUCUGUAAUGGAUGACACCUGGUCUGUUCACUGAGUGGCUUACUCUUCAGGCCUCACACUUUGAAGCACUAUAACAUGAAAUCCAUGCUCGUUGUCUGUGGCAAAGCGAAUGGCUCACUAUUGUGUCCACAAACAAAAUUUCUCUCAUGUCUGAACUGAAGUCCUUUUUUAUGCAAUUUGAGUGAUAUGUUGACAAGCUAUAUUCAUGGUCAACAUUUGGCAUGUGGACUGUUGUUUAUCCACUUACAAAACAAAGCCACAACAAGAUGACAAAACUCUUUUGAAACUUCCCAUCAAAGCUUGUAGCUUCGCAUAUUGAUGACAGAUUCAAUGACGGCUAUGAUUAUUGAAACAAAGAUGCACACCACAAUGGUUUUUUCCUCAUUGGUAGACUCUGGUCUUCACUUAAACGAAACAUCAUAGAUGGGUGCUACAAAGAUGAAACAAACCUCACACAUAACUGGGAACGCUACCUCAAGACUUAGCCAUAAGAUUGUUUUUAUCAACCAGACAAGAGCAAACAGUGCAUGUUACAGUAUUUUCUUUCACUCACUUUAAUUUAUUUUUUUAUUUUCAUUUACCUCUCCGGCUUAGAGUUGGGACUGUAAAAAUACAAAUAAAUACAGAGGGUGAAGUGGGGUGCAGGAGCAGGGAGGGGGAGGACUAUGUGUGGGGAGUGACUGGGUCUAUUAUGGACAUCCUCUAGUAAGCCUGGGACAUGUUGGUUUGAGUGAUAAGGGGGCACUGAGGAUUGGAACAAAGUGAAUACAUGGGAAACUAAACCCUUUGUGGCUCUUUUGGUGGAGCAGGGUUGUUCGGUCUCUCUUGAAUGAGAACCCGAGGCCCCUGAAAUUGCUUCUAUCCCUCAGUAGAUACACCACACUCUGUGCCUGUUCCACAUUUCUCCGUGACCCCUUCGGAUAACCAGCUCCCCCAUAGGCCCUCACCUUGGGGUCCUGAGACCCAGUGUCCCACCCUCCUCCUCCCACAGUCCUCCUCUAGCUCUGCCCCUCUUCCACCAUCUCUCCCUUUGUCUUCACUUCCUGAAUCAAAGGGCACGAUACCUGUAACCCUGUAAAAAAAUAUGAUCUACCUCUUCGGAAAAAAUAGGUAAAAGGUCAAAUUAAAAAAGGAAACAAAAAGUUUAACAUUUGAAAAUGCUCAAAUAAAAAGUAAGUAAAUGAAUAAAUAACUGGGUAGCGGCAUCUCCAAAUACUGCAGUUCAUAGUCUAUUAAAGAGAAAGAAAAACUUUAACUUCUUCCAAAGAUGAUUUUGUUUUCUCUGUUGUUAGAAGUUGUUUUGAAAGGAUUAUGAAAUGGAAAAAUUCAAGGGGAGAGAUAAACUUAAGUAUUUUUUUCUCAAAAAACAAGAUAAACAACAUUUAAUUAUCCAAUUGCAUUUUUGUUCUUCAUCAGACUUAUGUUUUUAGCCUCAAAAUUCUUCAUCUUUUUUUGUUUGAUUUAUUUUCUGAUUGCUUUUUCAAAUGACAUAGGAUUGUAUUUCUUGUGUUUGGAUGCAUUAGGAUUCUCUCUCUGUGAACUGCAACAUAAUAACACUCAGUGAAUCCUUUCAGAGCAGCAUGAUGUCUAAACGAUUAAAUUGUUUAUUUUAAUUUUUAAUGAUUCAUUUGAAAAGAAAGGACCUGUUUAGCUGGUCAGUCUCCAGAGGAGCUGGAGGAGGAGGACAUGAAGAGAGAGAGGCCCAUCUAUCUAGCUCUUCUCUGCUGCCAGCCCUCCUCCACCUCUGGGGACUUGGCCUUUCAACUUCUGCCUGCCUGAUUUCUUUAGUUCUCAUCAAGACUUGUUUUAAACUCCUUGUAAACAAAACAGAGCAUAGAUAUGAAUGUGUUAUUAAAAGACGAGAAAAACGGAA
Molecule: messenger RNA, 8112 nt
Organism: Salmo salar (Atlantic salmon)
Lineage: Eukaryota; Metazoa; Chordata; Actinopteri; Salmoniformes; Salmonidae
Product: insulin-like growth factor 2 mRNA-binding protein 1
Molecular function (GO): RNA binding
Source: RefSeq, a predicted model, not a curated record